CGGAAGUUUUCCGUGUCAUUCCUGUGUCUCGCUUGUCGCUCCAGUGUGUUACUUGUCAUUCAGACAUCCCAGGAAUUCAACACGACUAGCAACUAGCAACCUGCUCGCCACAACCAGGACAUUGUGAGACUAAUUCGCGUGUUCUCGUCGCCGAUUAGACGUCGAGUAAAGGUUUGUGUCGUCGAAGCGGGACGAGCGUCGAGAGAAGCGGUCGUCUACAGACACGGGAGGAUGCCGAUGUGAAAUCCAACCGUGGACAGACUGAGUGACAUCCUCUUCAUCAGUUUCAUUGUCGUCGUACAUGCUUUUACAUGAAGAGAGGGGAGAAACCCGAAGGAUACAGACAGAUGAGGCCCAAAACGUUCCCCGCGAGCAACUACAGUGGCAACAGCCAGCAAAUGCUGCAGGAAAUAAGGAAUAGCCUGCGCAACUUGCCCAAACCUUCAGACCCACCUAAAAUGGACACAAGUGGAGCUGGGAAAGGGCUUUCAGAGGAUCCAAGGCAACAAUGGCGCUGCAGCAACCCUAAAAACCCACACCAUAAGGCCCUGCAGGAGAUCCGGAAAUCCCUCAUGCCUUUUGCAAAUGAGCCCAACACUUCAGGGCCUGAGCUGAACAAACACAUGUCGCUGGAAGGCCCGUGUGCUGGGUUUGAGGAGCCCAACUGCCGCAGUCUGGGGGUGCCUUUAGAGUACAUGGGUAAGGUGACGUACCAGGACUCGAUGAGGGAACAGAUGGCUGUCAACAACCCCAACACGACAGGCCUGAAAGCCCCAGGUGCUUCCCAUAUGCAACAGUCUGUGCUGAGGAGGCCGAGCUGGAAAGGCUCUAAGGAGUCGUUGGCCCCUCGACAUGGUCCUAUGAUGGUAGAUGGUAUGAUGUACCGCUCUGACAGCCCUGGACCUCCUGCUGCCUUCCCGCAGGGUCACCCUGCUAACAACCAGAGAGGCAACCCUCCACCAAAUCGCGGGGCCAUGCCUGGGACAACAUCCUGGGACAGCAACCCAUCAACCAAGCGAUACUCUGGGAACAUGGAUUACCUGGUGCCUCGGAUCUCUCCAGUGCCUCAGGGGGCCUGGCCUGAUGGAUAUCCAGCUGCAGCGGCUCAGAACCAGCGUGGGAUGAGUCCAGUGUCUGUGGGCCACCAGCCCAUCAUAAUGCAAAGUUCUGGAGGUAGUAAGUUCAACUUUCCCUCCAGCUGGUCUCAGAAUGGCUCCCCACAGCCAGACUACAUGGCUGGCAGCAGCCGACAGCCCCCUCCACCAUAUCCGGUCAACCAGAGCAGCCGGCACAGUCCUACAGACCAGCAGUUACAGACAGGCGGACCUUCAUCUUCUCCCUCUUAUGUCAAUGGUGGAAACAUCCCUCAGUCCAUGUUGGUACCCAACCGCAACAGUCACAACCUUGACUUGUGCAACUUAGGCCCUCCUCAGUCCUGGUCCCAACCCCCUCUGGUCUCUAACCAACCACAGUCGUCGUCCGGCAACAGCAGCAACCAGGAUCUGUCCCCGUCAUGGCAGCACAACAAGCCGGUCCACUCCAACUCCUUCAACAGCCACCAGCUGAACGGCAGGGCGCCUCAUCCGUCCAGCUCCCAACCCUCCGCCACCACGGUCACCGCCAUCACCCAGGCUCCCAUCCUGCAGCCAGUCAAGAGCAUCCGUGUUCACAAACCUGAGCUACACACCGCCGUUGCCCCCACACACCCGCCAUGGCUGCAGCAGGCUCCACCCCCUGCAGCUGCGCCUGCCUAUCCAGAACCUCCAGCUCCUGUCUCUCAGAUCCCUGUAGUAGCAGAAGUACCCAGCUACCAGGGUCCUCCCCCGCCUUACCCCAAACACCUCCUCCAGCAGGCGGCAGCACCCUUCCCUCCUGCGUACGAUCCAGGCGUGAAUAAACUCAGCUCAGGCAGGGACGACCCCGCGGAGGAGGAGGGCAGCAGCAGCAGCGGAGGUGGCGAUGGUUCCAGAGACAAGGCGGCAGAAAACCCUAAAAGUUCUACACCGACAGAGAAGGAGAAGAAACAGAUCACGACAUCGCCCGUUCCCGUGCGCCGUAACAAGAAAGACGAGGAGAGGAGGGGAGAGUCCGGCAGAGUGGCUCUGUACUCGCCUCAGGCCUUCAAGUUCUUCAUGGAGCAGCACGUGGAGAACAUCCUGAAGAACCAUCAGAUGCGGAUAAGGAGGAGGAAGCAGCUGGAAAGUGAGAUGCAAAGGGUGGGUUUGUCUCCAGAAGCCCAGGAGCAGAUGCGCAUGAUGCUCUGUCAGAAAGAGUCCAAUUACAUCCGGCUAAAGAGGGCAAAGAUGGACAAGUCCAUGUUCAAACGGAUCAAGACCCUGGGCAUUGGCGCUUUCGGCGAAGUGUGUUUGGCCAGAAAAGAGGACACGGGCGCGCUGUACGCCAUGAAAACGCUCCGUAAGAAGGACGUGCUGCUGAGGAACCAGGUGGCCCACGUGAAAGCGGAGAGGGACAUCCUGGCCGAAGCCGACAACGAGUGGGUGGUGCGCCUCUACUACUCCUUCCAAGACAAGGACAACCUGUACUUUGUCAUGGAGUACAUCCCGGGAGGAGACAUGAUGAGCCUCCUCAUCCGGCUCGGCAUCUUCAAAGAGGAGCUGGCUCAGUUUUACAUCGCAGAGCUCACCUGCGCCGUGGAGAGCGUCCACAGGAUGGGCUUCAUCCACCGGGACAUCAAACCUGACAACAUCCUCAUCGACAGAGACGGACACAUAAAGCUGACGGACUUUGGACUUUGUACCGGCUUCCGUUGGACACAUGACUCCAAGUAUUACCAGAGUGGAGACCAUGUGAGGCAGGACAGCAUGGACUUCAGCAAGGAGUGGGAAGACCCGGCUAACUGCCGCUGCACUGACCGCCUCAAGCCUCUGGAGAGGAGGAAGGCCCGGCAGCACCAGCGCUGUCUGGCCCACUCACUCGUGGGGACGCCCAACUACAUCGCACCUGAGGUGCUGCUCCGAACAGGUUACACUCAGCUGUGUGACUGGUGGAGCGUCGGCGUCAUCCUGUAUGAAAUGGUCGUCGGGCAGCCUCCUUUCUUGGCGACCACGCCUCUGGAGACGCAGCUGAAGGUCAUAAACUGGAAGAGCUCGCUGCACAUUCCCCCUCCGGCCAAGCUCAGCCCCGAGGCGUCGGAUCUCAUCGUCAAGCUGUGCCGUGGCCCCGAGGACCGGCUCGGCAAGAACGGCACGGACGAGAUCAAGGCCCACCCCUUCUUCAGGGCCAUCGACUUCUCCAGCGACCUGCGGCAACAGGCGGCGCCGUACGUCCCCACCAUCGCCCACUCCACGGACACGUCCAACUUCGACCCCGUGGACCCGGACAAGCUGUGGAGCAGCGAGAGCGACGGCGAGGACGACCUCAACGACACGCUCAGCUGCUGGUUCCGCAACGGCAAGCACCCGGAGCACGCCUUCUACGAGUUCACCUUCCGCCGCUUCUUCGACGACAACGGCCACCCGUACAGCUGCCCCAAGCCUAUCGAGUACGAGGAGGGCGACGAGGACGAGGCCGAGGCGGAGGGCGCGGCGCCGGAGGCGGCCGGGAGCUCCGCCUCCCAGGGCCGAGACCUGGUGUAUGUGUAGAACCUGAGCUCAUGGGGGCUGCGUGCGCGCGUGCGUGUGUGUACACAUACUGAGUGUGAGAGUGCGUGUGAGUGGAGGGGGUUACAGAACAGAACAGCAUUUAUAAAAAAACAUCAGUCUGAGUUAGGGCUGAAAACGACGGUUAUUUUUGUCGGAAAAGGUUGAAAAAAAACCUCAAAAUAAUGAAACUGAAACUGUUUGAAUGAUUUCUUUGUUUUUUUUCCAUGGAAGAAAAGUGGUCUGAACACUAAUCUGAACCAUAUGACACUACAGGUUUUGUGGAAAACGCACACAUUUUCCGUCUCGCUGGGAGUGAAAUGAGAGGAACGCGAGCGCUUUUUACGAUAAAUAUGAAGCAGGUUUUUAUCUUCGCUUAAAGACGGUAAACAAACGUGACGCUUGUGGAAAAGGUCACAGAAUGUGUCAGUCGUCACCUAAAGGUUUAAUCUGACUGCAGCUAAGGAUUAUUUACAGUGUACGACAUUUGCUUUGUUUAUGUGAAGGCACACUUUAUUGUUUUUAAAGAUGAUAUAGAAGCCACGAUGUAUCAUUUGAACAACAGUCCAACCCAAACCAGAAGUUCUUAAAAUGUUCUUUCUCCGGUGAGGAAAAAAAAAAUAGAAGCCAUUUUGUAUUUUUCCUUGGAACAAUUGUUUAAAUAUUCUUAAUUGGGUCUCAUUCACUUAUUCAUUGUCUAAAUGAUUUCAGUUAGAAAGAAAUUAAUGAACCAGCUCAGAUUACAAGAUUAAACCUGUAUUUACUAUUCCUCCUAAUCUGAAAUCUUUUGAAUUUGAAAAAAAGUGUAGCAACGUAAAUAUUGAACGGUACGACGUGUACGACUGAUUUAACGUAACAGACGAGACGGAAGUGUUUUUACUGGUGUGGCAGUCGUUUUACUCUCUCUACUCUACGUUGGGGGUUUGUGAGAAAGCGGAGCGGGAAAUCCAGUUCCAGUUGAGACUUGUGACCUCUGACUUAAAUCAUUUAAUUCUUACUGUAAUUCCCCCCCAAACAAACAAGACGUAACGUGUUCGAUCAACAGGUUAAUACCAGUAUUAGUUGGUUACUGGUAAAAAUGACUGGAUCGUACGUCAAACAAUGACAAAACACUACGUGUCAUUGAAAUGCUUCACUGUAAAUGCUGAUAAAGCAAAGACAUAACACAAACACAGCUUUUUUCCCCCUUACCGAGUGCUUUCAAUCUUCUCUUGAAUGUGUGAAAGGUUCACUGUAAAUAUGCUGAGUUUUAAAUAAUAAUAACAGUAAUAAUGAUAAAUCAGGUUAGCUCUCCUUUAAAAACCCCUUUAAUUUAUUUAAGAAAAGUGUAAGUGGUGAUGUUCUAAGUGUAGAUGCUGUUUGAGUGGGAAUUUCUUUGCUGGAUUUACUUUAAGUUUAUUAGUAAAUGAACAAAAAGUGUCUUAAUUUAUAUUGUAACGUGGGUGGGUUUAUUGUUAGUGUUGUGACAGGGAUAAAAAAUGCUCUAAUGGUUGAUUGCUGUGCCUUUUUUUUCCUUUCACCAAAUAUAGAGAAGGUUAAUAAUAAUAAUGAUAAUAAUCAGAGUGGCAUUUUUAAUGGACAGUAGCGCGAUUGAUUGAUUCCCAGUAGGUUUUUGUUUUUAUUUUUCUAAUUUAUACCUGAAUUGUAUUUAUAAAUUAAGUUGUACACAGUCGAUGUAAAUAUUUCCUGUCGAGCUGAUUUUUCCUUCUUUUUUAUUAUUAUUAUUAUUAUGUUGUGUUUCUUAGGGCAGGCCCUCGUCAGUGUCCACUGCUGCUGCUGCCUCCUGUCUUUAUGUUUAUGUCGUGUAGUUUUUUACGUCUCGUAAGUUGUUUUUUUUUUUUUUUACUUUUUAAAUCACUACAUCUGCAAAAGACGCUAAAUCGAACAAAAAAACGGCUCCAGUUUGUCGUCGUUCCUUUGUUUUUUAUUCACAUUUUAGUCUCAUUUCUCAACCAAAGCACUACAUCAGUUUUUUGGGUUUUUUAAAAUUCAUCCUUCUUUAGUUUCUGUCGUUCCUGUCUUUGUGUUAACACCACUUUUUUUCCCCACAAACUGCUCUCCCUAACAACGUCGUCAUGGUGAUGAUAAUGACAGUUAUUUCUCUUUGUGAAUGUAGUUGCUGUGGACGUUGACGGUGACCACUGGCAGCAUUCUGCACUGGUUUCUUUUGUUUGUGUGUUUUUCAUUGUUCAGUUGAGAGAGUUUUUAUUUUUGUGUACAUUGUUGUUGCUCUGGGGGAAAACGGGGACGAGGGUGAUCAAUAAAGAACGUAAAAUACAUCCACACAA
This is a messenger RNA of Solea senegalensis (Senegalese sole), 5887 nucleotides long. RefSeq names its product large tumor suppressor kinase 1 (gene lats1). Bases 312 to 3602 code for a protein of 1096 amino acids. Gene Ontology annotation, biological process: positive regulation of apoptotic process; peptidyl-serine phosphorylation; hippo signaling. The transcript has 8 exons. Gene Ontology annotation, molecular function: protein serine/threonine kinase activity; ATP binding. The record is from RefSeq and is a predicted model, not a curated record. NCBI's taxonomy places the organism in Eukaryota, Metazoa, Chordata, Actinopteri, Pleuronectiformes, Soleidae.